AUACUGUCAACUAAACCAGUCUCUGGAUGCAGUGCUAACUUUGGCAGUAGAAGAAAUGGUUGGAAACUCUCAGAAGAUUGAAGGCAAUGAGGUUUGCUGGGAUGGGUAAUCUUCUUAAGGUCCUUACCAGGGAAAUUGAAAACUAUCCACAUUUUUUCCUGGAUUUUGAAAAUGCACAGCCCACGGAUGGAGAAAGGGAGGUAUGGAAUCAGAUCAGUGCAGUUUUACAGGACUCGGAAAGUAUGCUUGCAGACCUUCAGGCGUACAAAGGAGCUGGACAAGAAAUUAGAGAUGCAAUACAAAACCCCAAUGAUAUCCAGUUGCAAGAAAAGGCAUGGAAUUCAGUAUGUCCUCUGGUUGUAAGGCUGAAGCGCUUCUAUGAGUUUUCACUCAGAUUAGAGAAAGCCCUGCAGAGUUUAUUGGAGUCGUUGACGUGCCCACCUUAUACUCCAACUCAACACCUGGAACGGGAACAGGCUCUAGCGAAAGAGUUUGCAGAAAUCUUACAUUUUACUCUUCGUUUUGAUGAACUUAAGAUGAGAAACCCAGCAAUUCAGAAUGACUUCAGUUAUUACAGACGGACAAUAAGUCGCAACAGAAUAAACAACAUGCAUCUAGACAUUGAGAAUGAAGUAAACAAUGAAAUGGCCAAUAGAAUGUCCCUAUUUUAUGCAGAAGCCACACCAAUGCUGAAAACACUGAGUAAUGCAACUACACAUUUUGUAUCAGAAAACAAAACAUUGCCAAUUGAAAAUACAACAGACUGUCUAAGUACUAUGGCUAGUGUUUGUAAAGUCAUGUUGGAAACACCAGAGUACAGGAGUAGAUUCACCAGUGAAGAGACCCUUAUGUUCUGCAUGCGAGUAAUGGUGGGAGUUAUUAUUCUGUAUGACCACGUUCAUCCUGUGGGAGCUUUCUCAAAGACAUCAAAGAUUGAUAUGAAGGGAUGCAUAAAAGUUUUAAAGGAACAACCACCCGACACUGUGGAAGGGCUUCUGAAUGCUCUCAGGUUCACUACGAAACACCUGAAUGAUGAAUCUACUUCAAAACAAAUUCGAGCUAUGCUGCAGUAGUGUCCUGAGACAAGUAGAUGUUUGUAUUGAUCACAGAAGAUGUGUAUGUUUACAUAAUUUAAUACAGUUUGAUGUUAAUACUUGUGUGUAUUUACAUAACCAUUUCCUUCACAUUGCUAAAAUAUAUGAAUCUGUUCAUAACCUGACUGACUUUAUAUAGCACAGCCUAAGUUUUUAUGCCAGCCUUUAUCUUUGACUUUUAGGAUACUUUUUUACUUAGAUACUUCAACUACUACAGUUUAUCUGUGCAUUUUAAUCCUCAAACACCUCUCUAUCAGCAAAGUAAGUAGUAGUGAAGACAAAGUAGAAAUCAAAUAAAGAGAAAUGUCAAAGACAACACAGAAAAUCAAAUUGAAAAAUGGAGAAAUUUAAUGUAAGGGAAAGUAAAAUUCAUGGGGUAUGCACAGUUUUUUAGUCAGUUAGUUUAUGAAUAGGAGAAUACCUAAAUGUUCAUCACUCUUAUAAGAUACGUUGUCUUUCCUGUAAAAAGUGGAGAUCCACCUAAUUUUAAGGCCUAUAUGCUGGCUGGCAUCCAAAAACCUAUUGCAAAGAGGUCAUUUUUCCUUUUUAUUAAGUAUAACUUGUACCUUUCAAUAAUUGAAGAAACUAAUAUCCUUUUUCAGGUUCAGUAUAAAUAAACAUAGAAAGUGUUCUAAGACCAUCGCUAGAUUUUGCAAAUUCUGUAUAAUUGUAUUAGAUUUAGAAAGGAAAGAGAAAAUGCUAAUGCCUUGACUUAACUAGAAAUAGUUUAUCAGUGUAAAUAUACAAUGGUGAACAUUAUGUCUCAGACAGGUCUACUUAGUAAAUAAUCCUUUUGCUGAUACAAACUGGUAUAAAGCAGAACACUCUUCCGUAGCAGCAAAUUUCCCUAGAGCCAAAUUGGUGUUAGAAUAGGGAUGAUAUAAAUAAGUUUUAAAAGCUGAGCUGGUCUAAGGGACAUCAUCAAGUUCCUUGAUAGUAUUAUUCAUUAGAUAAUUCAGAGUUAACACAGAAAUACUUGUCAGCUGACAGCUCUCCACUGGUUUUCAGUUGGAUGUGAUUGAUAGUUCAAGGAUUUGAGUUCCUUGCCAAGUUGUUUGUUCUUACUUUUUAGUAAUUUUUCCAGUAAAUUGAAUACAAAUACUUUGCCAAAAGCAGCAAAGUGCUCAUGCUCUGUUCAGUGUGUCUUCUGGGUGGUCUGCCAUUGCUGUAAAUAUUCUUGCAGAGGUCACGUUCUGAAAACGUGUUUGAUUUUGUGUACUUUGCUUGCAUGUAUGUGUGAAAACUCCAGUGCUCGUGCACAGAUUCAGAGGUGUAUUUGCUUAUUCCUGUGUAUGUAGGUCAGGGUUUGUGUGCUCUCACUGGAAUUUCCAUGCAUAUAUCACUUCUAAAAACAUUACCUUAAAACUUUGAAGAUGCAUUUGGUCUGCUGAAACUUGUCUGUGCUGUGACAGAUUGAGUCAUUUAACUCAGUCCUUAAACAGUAUUACUAUCGUAAGUUCUUUAGAGUAGGGAUUGCCUUGGAGUUUAUUUCUGAGCAGAAGGAGAGCUCUGAGUUUUCUCAAGCCUGAUCAGAACACUUAGGUGCCAAUGUUAAUAUGUGUUGUGAUACUGGACAGCACUGCAACUCCAGCGUUCAUGUCAUAUCUGCAGUUGUAGCAACAGAUCACUAUGUUGUCAGGAGCAGAAUUAGAAAUCAUACUAGGUUUUGGGGGGUUUUGUCUGGAAGCAGUGAUUACACUGCUUUUUCACAGUAGUAAAUCCACUCUUUACAAGCUCCAUUUUUAAUGGGGGACACCUAAAAAUAUGUAGGGGACAAGCCUGCUUCGUUCAUAGUCAUUUACAGUUAGGUAAAUCUAGGUGGAUGACAGUUCAUUCUAUUGAGCUUUGGUAACUGAAAUUAAUACAUGCUUACCUGCAAUUAUCUGUCAAACAGUGAAGUCUUUAAGUAGCCCAGAAGAAAGCUAUUUGUCACUUGUAUAAUAAAAAUGUAAACCUUAAAGCAUUCUGUGAGUUGUCAUGUGCUGUUAGCCGAAGUUACUGAGUUUCUUUGCCUGCUCUGAUGUUUUUGUACAGGAGUUUGUCUGAAAUAAUAAAAAGUUUGCUACAGUAA
This is a messenger RNA of Melopsittacus undulatus (budgerigar), 3165 nucleotides long. It is a transcript of the gene CYRIA, whose product is annotated as CYFIP related Rac1 interactor A. The transcript has 11 exons. The record is from RefSeq and is a predicted model, not a curated record. Bases 87 to 1073 code for a protein of 328 amino acids. NCBI's taxonomy places the organism in Eukaryota, Metazoa, Chordata, Aves, Psittaciformes, Psittaculidae. Gene Ontology annotation, molecular function: small GTPase binding. Gene Ontology annotation, biological process: regulation of actin filament polymerization.